Molecule: messenger RNA, 1203 nt
Organism: Dromiciops gliroides (monito del monte)
Lineage: Eukaryota; Metazoa; Chordata; Mammalia; Microbiotheria; Microbiotheriidae
Product: probable E3 ubiquitin-protein ligase TRIML1
Exons: 1
Coding region: 1-1203 (400 amino acids)
Molecular function (GO): protein binding; zinc ion binding
Source: RefSeq, a predicted model, not a curated record
AUGCUCAGACCUCAUUUGCUGCAGAGCAUGGUGGGUCUGACCACCUGUGAUCAACAUGGGGAAAAAGAGAAGUUCUUCUGUGAGGAAGACCAGAGGCUCCUCUGUGUUUCCUGUUUAUUAGCCCCGGAGCACAAGGAUCACCAUGUCCUUCCCUUAGAAACAGAUGCUGACAAGCACAAGGUGAACCUCCAGGAGACACUGACUUUCCUACAGAAAAAAGAAGAGGAAUUAAAAAUGGCAUUGGAUGCAGUAAAAAGGGAAGAGACAUGCUUUAAGGAGAGUACUUACUCUCUGAAACAAUCAAUUACUUCUGAAUAUGGAAAAAUGCAUCAAUUCUUAUGGGAUGAAGAAUAUCAAUAUGUACAAAAAUUGAAGCAGGAAUCCAGAGACAACCUGGCCAAACUGGAGGAGAGCAAUGUCAAGCUGUCUCAACAAAUCCAGAAUCUGCAACAACUGAGUUUCAAAAUAGAGGAGAAUUUGGACAAGCCCCCCUUGGAAAUGCUUCAGGACACAAAAGGCACUUUGGAAAGGAAUGAGGAACUGCUACUUCAAGAACCAGAGUGUGCCUCCCCUUUCUUCACCACCUGUCCCAUCAGAGGCUUGAGAGAAGUGCUCUUGAGUUUCCAGAGAGAUAUAACUCUUGAUCCUGAUUCAGCCAAUCCCCAUCUCAUCCUGUCUGAGGAUUUGAAGAGUGUCCAAUAUGGAAGUGUCCCCCAGGACCUGCCUGACAACAAAGAGAGAUUUGACAGUGCUCUUGCUGUUUUGGGGGCCCAGACCUUCACCUCAGGCAAACACUAUUGGGAAGUGGAAGUGGGAGAGAAGACAGAGUGGGAGGUGGGCAUCUGUAAAGAUUCAGUCAGCAGAAAGGGGGAAUUCUCCACUUCAUCUGAGGAUAUAAAGACUCUUGUAGCCUUCACAUCUGAAAAGCUUUUUUUUCUCUGGAAUUCAGAGAGAGGUGUUUCUUUGAGCCCUCCUAUACACAAAGUGGGCAUUUUUCUUGAUUAUGAAAAGGGACAUAUAGCGUUUUAUGAUGUCAAAGACAGAUCCCUAAUCCAUAGUCUCUCAGACAUGGGCUUUGAAGGGCCUCUCCGUCCUUACUUUUCUCCUUGCCUUCCUAAUGAAGAAAGUAUUCCUGGAUCACUCAUUAUCUGCCCCAUUAGUAAUCACCAAAGGGAUGUCCAUGAUGCUGAUUACAAAGGGUAA